CGCGAUCUCCGUCUCAACGUCGACAAGAUCUCGUAUCGUACAUAUACGUCAAGAUGUCGUUCGAAAACCCAACGCAGAUAUUUGCCCAAGAUGUGACAGAAGAGAAGGGCGAGAACGCCAGGCUGUCGGCAUUCGUAGGAGCUAUAGCAGUCGGCGACCUUGUCAAAAGCACUUUGGGACCAAAGGGUAUGGACAAGAUAUUACAGUCGGCUUCGACCGGAGAAAUUAUGGUCACCAACGACGGAGCCACUAUUUUGAAAUCUAUAGCUCUAGAUAAUGCCGCCGCAAAAGUACUCGUCAAUAUUUCAAAAGUACAGGACGACGAGGUGGGAGACGGCACUACCUCUGUCUCUGUUCUUGCAGCAGAAUUGCUACGAGAGGCAGAGCAGCUGGUAAAUCAAAAAAUCCACCCCCAAACGAUCAUCGAAGGCUACCGGAUAGCAUCGCAAGCAGCCUUAAAGGCACUAGAAGACCAUGCUGUUGACAACAGCUCUGAUCCCCAGAAGUUCCGAAAAGACUUGAUCGCCAUUGCCCGCACAACCCUCUCCUCCAAAGUGCUUUCCCAAGACCGCGACCAUUUUUCCAACCUUGCUGUAGACGCUGUAUUGCGAAUGAAGGGCUCUACCGAUCUUACACACAUACAGAUAAUUAAAAAGGCUGGUGGUAAGCUGAAGGAUUCGUAUCUCGACGAGGGGUUCAUUCUCGACAAGCGAAUUGGUGUCAACUGCCCGAAGCGCGUUACCAAUGCCAAGAUCCUCAUUGCAAAUACCGCUAUGGACACAGACAAGAUCAAGAUCUUCGGCGCGAGAGUAAAGGUCGAUUCAACCGGCAAGCUAGCAGAACUUGAGAAAGCAGAGCGCGAGAAGAUGAAGGAGAAGGUCGAGCGAAUCAAGAAACAUGGUAUCAAUUGUUUUGUCAAUAGGCAGCUCAUCUACAACUGGCCGGAACAACUGUUCGCUGACGCAGGCAUUUGCAGCAUCGAGCAUGCAGACUUUGAUGGCGUUGAAAGGCUAGCUCUUGUUACGGGCGGGGAGAUCACGAGCACCUUUGACCACCCGGAGAACGUUAAGCUGGGCCACUGCGACCUGAUCGAAGAAGUCAUAAUAGGUGAAGACACGUUGAUUCGUUUCUCAGGUGUUGCCGCUGGGCGGGCUUGCACAAUCGUUCUCCGCGGAGCAACGGAGCAGCUUCUCGACGAGGCCGAACGCUCACUGCAUGAUGCCCUGGCAGUUCUCUCACAGACUGUCAAAGAACCGCGGACGACACUCGGUGGUGGCUGCGCGGAAAUGAUAAUGGCGAAGGCAGUAGAUCAAGCAAGUCAAAAUGUGGCAGGCAAGAAGGCACUGGCCGUGGAAAGCUUUGCGAAGGCGUUGCGCCAGCUCCCAACCAUCUUGGCGGAUAAUGCCGGCCUUGACAGCAGUGACCUUGUCAGCAGGCUCCGAAGGGCAAUCUAUGCAGGAAUGACGAGCUCAGGUUUGGACCUACUAAAGCCUGGAGGCGGAAUCGCAGACAUGCGUGAGCUUGGGGUUGUCGAGUCUUACAAGCUGAAGAGGGCGGUUGUAAGCAGCGCCAGCGAGGCUGCGGAGCUGCUGCUUCGAGUUGACAACAUCAUCCGCAGCGCACCCAGGAAACGGGACAGGAUGUGAAAUGAGCAUGUCGAGUACGAUUGAUGACACGAUUAUGUAUGCUAAGGCCUGUUCGCGCGUUGUCGUGGUCUACAUCCUACAUAGAACCAAGAGCGUGUAAUGCAAAGAGUCCCGAGAGAUAUGGGCUGCUGUACAUCCCAUUCGCUUCACAACUUCCUUGCAUCUGUUCUUUCUGUAACUCUGCUUCAUUUCUCGACUUUCUCACUUUCGUACGUCGUGUUUCGGAGACUGUCAUACAGUCCGCGCUGUCUCGUGUAUCCUCUCUUGUCAUCACGACCUCAGAGGUAUUGAGUCGUCUUCUG
Molecule: messenger RNA, 1948 nt
Organism: Verruconis gallopava
Lineage: Eukaryota; Fungi; Ascomycota; Dothideomycetes; Venturiales; Sympoventuriaceae
Product: T-complex protein 1 subunit beta
Exons: 4
Coding region: 54-1646 (530 amino acids)
Biological process (GO): protein folding
Cellular component (GO): chaperonin-containing T-complex; cytosol
Molecular function (GO): ATP binding; ATP hydrolysis activity; ATP-dependent protein folding chaperone
Source: RefSeq, a predicted model, not a curated record